Syngnathoides biaculeatus (alligator pipefish) is the source of this 3167-nucleotide messenger RNA. RefSeq names its product general transcription factor II-I repeat domain-containing protein 2-like. The record is from RefSeq and is a predicted model, not a curated record. Lineage: Eukaryota; Metazoa; Chordata; Actinopteri; Syngnathiformes; Syngnathidae. The transcript is spliced from 2 exons. The coding region runs from base 1887 to 2792 and encodes 301 amino acids.
AUUUCGUGCCAAAGGUGGUUCUGAUUGACGUUUUAAAAUAGAUGCUGGGCGUUUUCACAUUAGUCUCUACAUGUUGGGUGAACAUUUAAUAUGUUCAUCAAUAUCGUCGAAUAUUGCUAAAAUAAAAACUAGUAAAUGUACCUAAAUACCCAAGACGACAGUGUGUUUGGUAGAAGUUAGAAAGGCACUGAACAGAAUGGAAAGACAGUUGGUCCUGAUGACAUACCUGUGGAGGUAUGGAAGCAAUUUGGUGACGUCAACGUACUCAAUAGAAUACUAGCGGGAGAGAAGAUGCCAGAAGAAUGGAGGAAAGGUAUGCUAGUCCGCAUUUUAAGAGCAAAGGUGAUGUUCAGAAAUCGUCAGUGAUCAUGCACCAAUUUCUCUUAAUCCAAAAGUUGAAUCGAAUUUUGGGACCAACCCCCCCCCCAAAAAAAAAAAAAAAAACACGCCUUUUCAACAUCCUUAGAGAUCUUUGUCAACAAGGAUGAGUUUCAACAACUCUCCAACUUUAUCUCAAUCUCUGUUGUGGAUGUUUUGAGAAGUAGAAUAAUAUCACAUUAUUGUGAUAAACAAGAACAAAAACUUAAAAAUGGAAUUGAGGAAAAAAAAUUACUCCUCACAGAAAACUAUGCAAGUAAUCCAACAGAUACAAUUAAAAAUGAACUUCAAGAGGCCAAACAUCAAUUAGAUGACAUUUUACUUAGAAGGCUUUUUUUACUACAACAGUUCAGGUACACUAUUUUUGCGCACAAUAAUAAAUCCAGAAAGUUCUGUGCAAAGUUCAGUGCAAUAAAGAAGUUACAAUUUUUAGCGGAUCUCAUACACAUCUUCAAACAACCAAGAUAAAAAAUUAAGGGAAACUUUCAUGAAGGAUCUAAAUAUUCCUCAGUUAAAUGUACAAGCUAUAGACAGGCCUGAUGCUCCUUUAACCAUCACAAAAUUACAUGACUCAUUAAAAAACAUGCAAUGAGGACAUGCCCCUGGGCUGGAGAGAAUCCCUGUUGACUUCAUUAAACGUUUUUUGCCAAUAAUUGUCCCUAUUUUUUUUAUCGAACAGUCAAGGAGAUAAAUGAUAAUGGUCAAAUUAGUAGCCACAUGAAUACAGCUUCAAUGAAGUUAUUACUAAAACCAGAUAAAGACCCCUGUCUUCUGGCUAAUUAUCGUCCCUUUUCACCGAUUCAUGUAGAUAUCAAGAAUUCAAAAGCCCUCGCAGCGAGACUUACUCCCAUUGAUAAUUAACUCAGACCAGACAAGAUUAAUUGAAGGUAGAAGCGCCGCAAAUGUCAGACUUUUUCUAAAUUUAGCAAACAUGUCACAGCGUAAAAACCUAGACACAUUUAUUGUUACUUCAUGCAGAAAAAGAUUUUGAUAAAGUUAACUGGACUUUGUUUGCCUUUUUUUGCAAAUUUGGCUUUGGAGAUUAAUUCAUACAUUGGAUAGCAACAUUAUACAAUUCCCCAAAAGCAACAAGUAGGCGUGACCAAACAAUGCAAACCAAAACUAGUAGGCAUUCCAACAGCUUCUUCCCACUUUCAAUUUAAUUCUUGAACAGCUAACGUAGAACUUGUCAAAUGGAACCUGUCAAUUUUGUACCACAAGUUUGUCACAUUGGGCAUUCAUAUUGCUCUAAAUCAGACAUGUCCAAAGUCCGGCCCCCGGGCCAAUUGCGGCCCGUGGACAAAUUUUUACCGGCCCGCGGCCUCUAUCAUGAAAUCAAUAAUAUGCGGCCCGCCAGCACUGUUGACUACAGUAUAAAAUACAUGUGUACAAAAAGCUAUUUUUCAUAUUUUUCAUUUCACCAGAAGAUGGCAGUAGCCCUGUGGCCGCACUCUGGCCGCCGUGACCCUUGACCUUGCGUGAUCGUUUCAGCCCAGCCCAUUUCUAACAUGGCGUCUGUAAACAAAAAAAGGAAAGUUGACCGCGAGGGCCGCCGCUUCCAGGACAAGUGGAAAUUUGAGUAUUUUUUCACUGAAAUACGAAACAACUGUGUCUGCCUAAUUUGCCAAGAGACUGUGGCUGUUUUCAAGGAAUUCAACAUCAAGAGGCACUACCAGACGAAACAUGCUAGCUACGACAAGCUAACUGGGAACAAACGCGGUGAAAAAGUGAAGCAACUGGAAGCUGUUUUAACGGCACAGCAAAGCUUUUUCACAAGAGUCCCGUGCGAUGAAAGCACGGAUGCGUCCGACACCGCUCAAUUACUGAUCUUUUUAAGAGGAGUGGACAAUGACAUGAACGUGAGUGAAGAGCUUCUGGACCUCCAGAGUCUGAAGGGCCAAACAAGAGGAACGGAUUUAUUUGUUUCUGUUUGUUCCACCGUAGAUGACAUGAAACUACAGUGGAAUAAAGUCACCGGGAUUAUUACGGACGGCGCCCCUGCCAUGGCUGGCGAGCGGAGUGGAUUAUCAAGCCUUGUCUGUAACAAAGUCAGCGAAGAAGGAGGCAGCGCUAUUAAACUCCACUGUAUUAUUCAUCAAGAAGUUCUCUGUGCCAAAUAUAUGAAAUAUGAUAAUGUUAUGAAACCGGUGAUAAAGACUAUUAAUUAUAUUUGCUCCAAAGCGCUGUGCCACCGCCAGUUUCAACAGUUUCUUCUCGACAUCCAGGCUGAAUACGGAGAUGUUUUGUAUCACACCGACGUAAGGUGGCUCAGUCGGGGGUCUGCGCUGCAGCGCUUCUUCUCUCUCAGGGAGGAAAUUGGACAAUUCUUGACUAAAAAGGGACAACCCAUGCCACAAUUAAAUGAUCCUGUUUGGCUGGCUGAUUUUCAGUAUUUCAGUUUCCUGUAUUUGUAGUGACGUCUGAGAUUUUUCAUCCUUAUACCACUUCUAUAUCUGUACUCAGUUUUCAGAAUCAUAAAUAGCCAACGUUUCAAGACUGUGAACAGUGCGCAAUGAAUUUUGCUCAGCGGGUUAAGUAUAAAUUAUCAUGUGGCACUAGACGACACUUUUAGUUACUCUUUUGCUUUUUUAAAAUUUUUAAUGUAUUUCAUACACGGCUGAGAAGUGUUUUUCAAAUAAUUUUGACUUUACUAUUACGUUAGUAGGUUAGUGAUAGCCGUUACAACCCAUACAAGUAUUUUUUAUUUCGCUGACGUACAAACAUAAAUCAAGGACACCUUGUUUUUAUAGUACCUAGAGGUGUUUUUGGUCUGCAUCUAACAUAUUUUC